CUCGUCCUCGUGCUGAGCGCCUGCUCUCCUGUACUGCAGUUAUAUCGCAAGAUGAAGUAGGAAAAUGCAGUAGUUGAUAUAUAAUCUCAUGUUAUUACGAUUUCAUCGUGCUCAAAUGAAUUUGACCUGUCAUUGCCGUGUCUCAGAUACCAGAUGAUGAGCGCAGGAGCAUUUCCUGGGCCCCAGAGGACACUUCCAGGCUGAGCCUCUCUUAAAGGGACAAUGUCAACCACCUAUUUCUGAAUAAUUUUAUGAUAAUCAAGAACCCAAACCAAAAAUUGCAUCCAAACCAAGAAAAUAUCUAAAGCAUCAUCUCAGUUCAAACAUGUACUUCAAUAUGCUUCACACUAACAAAAGCCGAAAGCCUCCAUACUCAAGAGAGCUUAUGACGGAAAUGCAUGGAAAAAUUGUUCUGGAACAGGAGGGGUCACAAGAGAGGAAGACGGAGAAAAUAAUACACACAGAAAAGACAAUGCAAGCAGAAGAGACAGAACCAGAUGUUAUUGUGGAACAGGGAGAUGAGUUAGGAUGUGGGGAUGAGUUAGCACAGGGAAUUGAUUUAGAUUUGGUGGAGGGUUUAGAAGAAGGUGAAACAUUUAAGUCAGAGGAUGAGGAAGAGUUGAUGGACCUUCUCUCUGAUUCAUGCAGUAAGAGAGACGUGGAUGAUUAUAUAGAGAACGAUCAGAUUGAAGUAGAGGACACUGGGAAGAUAGCAUGGAGACUGACUAAAAAUGGUGUAUCAACAUCACAUAAAAGCUCUAGUGAUGUUCAGUCGGCUUCUAAUGCAGUUUAUGGAUGCAUUGCACACACAGACAGAUUCCAGUAUGAUGAAAUUUGCAUCAAUAAAACUUUCAUUGAAGCAUUUUACCCAAAUGGCAUAGUCCCAGGCAGAAUGUUUUCAAGUGAAGAAGACAUAGAUGGGAUGUUCCCCGAUAUUUGUGAUGCAGGUGAGGCGUUAGCAGACAAAGAUGGACUUUCCGAGUGUGACCUUUUUGAACAAACAGAACCUCUCCAAAUAACAGAAGCAGAGGACAACGCCAAUGGAGAUAUUAUGAUGCUUACUUUGGAGGAGGGAUUAAACGGCUCUGAUUUGUCUUCAACUUCCAUUGAGGAAGAGGAUGAUGAAAUACAGUUAGAAAAAGAGCAAAUGGAAGAAAAAGGAAACCGUUAUUUAUCAGACGACAGUCCAUCUCAGGAUCCUUCAGCUGCUAUUGACUCUCCAGACUGUCCUUCAUCAAACAGUGGAGGUGAAACUCUCCUUGAGUCCGAUCUGAAUUCUUUUUCAAAUUCUUCUUCUUCUCAGCCAUUUUCUGGCUCUGCAAUGGUCUCAGAUGAUGAUAUAGCAGAUACAAAUCACAACUACUGUAGCAAAUAUGUGGUUAAACACGAUGAAGCGAUACCUGCCACCUUAAAUCUUAAUGCCAUCAAUGCUUUCUCACUCAUUCAACAGCAAUCUGAAAGCCAAGGCCAAAGUUUACAACAAAAUCGAGAAGAAGAGAACAUUGGGGAAGAAGAAGGGGUUGACCACUUGAGUAGAUCUGAGGGAAAAGAACUCACAGUAGAUCAUGUGUACGAAGAAACAGAGCCAAAAAUCCAAGCCAAAGACUUCCUUCAGAACAGGAAGUACUUUAUGACUCGCUCUAUAUCUGUGGAAACCCCCAGUAAGAGAGUUGACCUAAUGAGCAGCCCUGCAACAGGAAAUAGGCGGCUUCUGCUACACCCAAGCUCCUUCUUUACAGACCAGUGUUUCCUCGGAGAUAGUAGACCUGCACUGACAGGCUCAUUAGGAUGUCUUUCACAAGGCACCUCAAACUUAGCUAAAGUCACUCGAGUUGAUAUACCACCCCCUUUUGAACUGGCAUCCAUCACAAAGCGACCAAUCAGAAAAAGUUCUCCAUCCCUCCCGAACGAAGUCUCUGCUUCUUGCAAGAAGCCUGAUUUUGGGUUCAAGCGAUACCUUCUGCCAUUACGAUUCCUUAGGAAAUCAGAUCGUAAAAGCAUUAUGGAUAAUCGCUCCGUAUCCUCCAGAUCCUCGUCUGAGUCAAGUCCGCAAGGGUCAUGCAAACGCUUGGAUUUUAUCAGGCAUAACAUGGGCAGCCCGGAGUUGCAGAGCACUCCAGAUUGCACACCACCUAUGUCCCCUUCUUCCUUUGUCUUUCAAAAGAAUAGACAAAAACAGGGACUAAACUUCACUCUUAAUAAUGAUUUGGCUUCAAGCACCAUUUCUAUGGAGCUAGGGUCUCUCUUUGAACCCCAUCCCCUUUCCAAACCUCGAUCUUUCUCAUCUCCCAAUACAGACUCUUCAGAUUACGAGAACGUUCAAAAUGCUGCUUCUCACUAUGAGAAUGUGCAGAUUCGCCUCCUGAAUCCAGUCAUUCAGAGUCAACGAAAUCAGAGUUCACCCAGUGAUACUGAUGGUUAUGUGGACAUGAGCAGUCUGCCGGGCUUCCAGGGCAAAAGUCGGCCAUCUGAGCAAGAGACAGAUAGUCUCUACACUUUCUGUUCUCCUAAUGUGAGACAAGAUGGAACAAUGGGUGUGUCUGUGGGUGUGACUUGUACACAGGAGAAAAAGACAAAGGCAUCUGACAAACUGAAUGUCAACUGUUCCAGGGCUUUCUAUAGUGCCAAAGAGCUUCUGGACAGUGAGGCCCAGCAUGUCAAGACUUUACAACUUCUCAAUGAGUCAGUUGAAGCGGAUGAGAGGCUGAUGACAGUGUGGACAGAGGUACCUGAUAUUUAUACUCUCCACCAAAAUAUCCACACAUUACUGGAGACUCGCUUAAAAGAAUGGGAUCAGAAUGAAGGUAUUGCUGAAAUCAUCCUGGCAAAGAAGACAGAGUUUUCCAUUUUCUCUUCUUACAUCAGUCAUUAUGAUGAAAAAUUGAACUAUCUGGAACACAUACAAGGCACACUACCAGAUGCAGGGACCCUGAAAAAGCAGUUGCUGCAGGUCAUUGUGCGCAUCCUACAAUACCGUAUGCUGCUAACAGACUACCUGAACAACUUCUCACCAAACUCCAGAGAGUUUGAAAAUACGCAAAAUGCUUUGGUUGUGGUCUCAGAUAUUGCUCAUCAUGUUAAUGACAACCUUAAGAAUGGAGCGGAUCUCCUGCGUUUGGUCCAUAUUGAACACAGUGUUCUGGGUCUGACAGAUCUCUUACAACCUGGGAGAGUGUUUGUGAAAGAGGGCACUUUGAUGAAGGUCAGCAGAAAGUGCAAGCAGCCACGUCACCUUUUCUUGAUGAAUGACAUAAUGCUGUACACAUAUCCUCAGCAAGAUGGCAAAUACAGACUCAUCAACAGAUUACCAUUGGCAGGGAUGGAGGUCAGCAAGCCACCAAUAGAGAAUGCUCAGAGUGCAUUGAAGAUAGACGUGAAAGAUAUAAGCAUCACUUUGUCUGCCAACUCCUGCACUGAACGAGACGGCUGGUUUGCUACACUGAGUCGGACAUUAGUGAAUCUCGGCCCCGUAUCAGGAGACCCAGUAAACUGUUUUGGGUUAGUGGAUGGGCCAGAGAUGUGUCUCGGCGAGAACGCUCCUCCUCUGCUGUCUGUUUCCCAGGUGACAGUUUGCAUGAACUGUCACUCACAUUUCAGCCUCACAAACAGACGACAUCACUGCCAUGCCUGCGGCAAGAUUUUCUGCAGAGAUUGUUGCAGGAACAAAUUCCCCCUCAAAUAUAUGAAGAACAGACGUGCCAAAGUGUGUGAUCAUUGUUACACUGAGCUGCGUAAGCAUGAUGUUGCCACAAUAACAGAGAGCUCCAGUCGACCUCUCUCUUCUGUCUUCCAAAACAUUCAUCCAUCGAGUCUAUGGAAAAGCCGCAAAGGCCAACUGUCUUUCAAUCAGGAGACAGUGUCCGAUGGAGUGAUGAGUGGAACCCUGCAGAGGUGCAGGAACAGCAAGAGAAGUUGGAGAAGCCUGUGGUUCCUCCUGAAAGAUAAAGUUCUCUACGCAUACCCACAGACUGAGGAGAGGGUUGCAUACGAGACCCUUCCUCUCUUGGGUUUCUCUGUGAGGUCAGAGGUUGAAGGGGAGAGCAGCAUGUUUCAGCUGUACCACAAAAGCACUCUCUUCUACACUUUCAGAGCCCAGGACAGUCACACUGCACUGAGAUGGGUCAGUGCCAUGGAAGAGGCUACAGUCCUGUAGCAUCUGCCGUCCUGCUUUUGUCUUCUCACAUGAGCAAUUAAAUCUGUUAUUGAUCAUUCGAGAGCGAUGCAUUUUCACGUCACAUUCAAAAAUCACUACCCAGUGUAACUGGGACUGUAAUCAACCAUUCCUACGCUAACGUGACGCAACAGACAUAUUUUUGGAACACCAAGGGAACAAAAUGCUCACACUCAGACAUUUAUUUUGUGCCAAAUACUUCUUCCAAAGACCUCGUUUAGCUGUGUGUGGACACACUAUAAAGGCACACUGUAGCACUUCCAGCUGUCAUUUAGAUAAGAACAUUUUAGAACCAGUGAGAUGUUACUUAACUUAACCAUUAUAUAAUGUGAUAUAUAUUAUGCAAUACCCCAGUGCACUAUAUUUUAUUAGGACAAUUUCUAGUUAUGGGAACUGGUGUGAAUUUGAGCCCAUUAUGUUCAUUUGGUGGCAUUUUCUUGAUGUCCUCUCAUAUCUGGAUUAUAUUUCCUUGUAUACUGCCAUCUGUCAUUUGGACAGUGACUUCUACUAAAACUAGAAAGAGUAACUUUGGAUUGAUAGUUAGUAUUUAGCAACUGAGCUGGUAUUCUCGUUGCACUUGAUGAUGAUGUAAUGUUUAAUUUACUUACCUUAUGUGCAAACUGCCAAUCUGUUCCCUUUCCAUGUUAUAAUUACAAUAUGAGAGCUUAAUGUAUAUUUAUGAGGAAUGUAUAAGUAGUUUGUCUGAAGUAUUAAUUGUCACUGUAUCAUUUGAGUAAAAUUUACUUGUGUAAUGUUAUUGUUCACUUUGGUUUCCAAACCUCACUAGUGCCUCUACUUCCUAUUUUAUCCUCCUUUGUGUGUGAAAACUUGCUUCUCUAAUGUGGUUAUGCAUAGGAUACCUAUGGGGUUGACCACUGUUGAAAUAAAACUUAACUGUAUGGUAGU
Sinocyclocheilus grahami is the source of this 5077-nucleotide messenger RNA. RefSeq names its product FYVE, RhoGEF and PH domain containing 5b (gene fgd5b). The record is from RefSeq and is a predicted model, not a curated record. The coding region runs from base 326 to 4153 and encodes 1275 amino acids. NCBI's taxonomy places the organism in Eukaryota, Metazoa, Chordata, Actinopteri, Cypriniformes, Cyprinidae. Gene Ontology annotation, molecular function: guanyl-nucleotide exchange factor activity; metal ion binding. Gene Ontology annotation, cellular component: cytoplasm. The transcript has 21 exons.